Messenger RNA from Sphenostylis stenocarpa, 375 nucleotides. The record is from the annotation of a GenBank genome assembly. NCBI's taxonomy places the organism in Eukaryota, Viridiplantae, Streptophyta, Magnoliopsida, Fabales, Fabaceae.
AUGGCUGGGUUUUUUUCAAUUCUCAGGCGCCUCUAUCUCUCCCUUUAUAAUUGGACGGUUUUAUUUGGAUGGUGUCAAGUACUGUAUUUUGUUCUGAAGACAUUGAACGAUUCGGGUCAUCAGCAUGUUUACAAUGCAGCAGAAAAGCCUCUGCUUUUUGCUCAAACAGCUGCGGUAUUAGAGAUUCUUCAUGGUUUAGUAGGGCUUGUCAGGUCUCCAAUAACAGCGACAUUGCCACAGAUUAGUUCAAGGCUGUACUUGACUUGGGGCAUUUUAUGGAGUUUUCCUGAGACUCGGUUUCAUGUGCUUGUUACCUCCCUACUAAUCAGCUGGUCCAUCACAGAGGCAAGUCUUCAUGAUCGCUCUUUCAUGUGA